Cololabis saira (Pacific saury) is the source of this 5644-nucleotide messenger RNA. RefSeq names its product UDP-Gal:betaGlcNAc beta 1,4- galactosyltransferase, polypeptide 2 (gene b4galt2). The coding region runs from base 1029 to 2177 and encodes 382 amino acids. The transcript is spliced from 8 exons. NCBI's taxonomy places the organism in Eukaryota, Metazoa, Chordata, Actinopteri, Beloniformes, Belonidae. Gene Ontology annotation, biological process: carbohydrate metabolic process. The record is from RefSeq and is a predicted model, not a curated record. Gene Ontology annotation, molecular function: glycosyltransferase activity.
GCCGAGGGACCAGCUCGCUGCUUCAUCCUGAGCAUCUUUCCUCCUCUUUCACAUCAUCCUCAGCAAAAACACGGCGGGAUGACGGAAUAUCACCAACCUUACAUCUCUCCAGCCCUCUGUUUGCGAUAGAUUAUCGUUGCGAUUCAGCAAAACGCAAUGCUGCUGCACAACCUGAGGCUUUUUCUCCGGUGAUGAGGAGGAGACAUAAAAGCCUGUUUUCUGUGGACAACGAAAACAAUGUAGUUGUUCCGAGCAGCUUUUCCGUGUCUUCUGAUACGCUUCAUUCAACGUUUCAGCAGUCCCAGCGCUCACUGAGAGUUGUCUCAUUUUUUUUGGUGGUUGCGACCAGAAACAGAGAAGAUGCUCGGACAGAAGUAUCCGCCUGACAACACCAGGUGCUUGAGAAUUUCUUUCUAGCUGCCAUAAGGAAAGGUCAUCCCAAUGGAAAUGUCAGCUGUUCCUUUACCAUCACAACAGCCACCUCAUAAGAAGAAGCUGUCAGUUCUAGCACUUGGUCUGACCGGACUAUCUCAUUAAGAUGGACAACCCCAUGGCUUCAGUCACCCCUGACACAUAUGACCACAUGUCUAUCAGAGGAUUUUCUCUCAAAGACAAAAUUUUUCAGGUGUAAUAGAUUUGUUCAUGUGCAUCAUAUCACAGAUAAGGAAUAUUAGAGGACCUGCUUGAGUUUCUGCCUGAAAGAUCCAGGCACGAAAGACUAAAUGAAGUAUGUAGUUCGAUUAUCAUGCAGAAAACUUGGGGAUGCACCACAUACAAGCUGGCCACACAGAUUUUCAGGAACAGCAGGUGUAGCUGAUGGUGUAGCCCCCCUCUCUGCAUCGGCGACCCAAUGACCCCUGCUGAAGUCAGAUAGUUGGUGAGCAGCGAACCACAUGUCCUCAUCAGAGAUCUAACCACAGCUGAUAUCCCCCACACAGCCAUGAGAAUGAGAUUGAGUGCAUGCCCAUAACCAAGUCACGCCAGCUUUGUCGUGGCUGGCCGUCGCGGGACGGUAACCUCCGUCUGCCAUGUCGCGGCUGAUGCUCGGCGGGACUCUGGAGCGCAUCUGCAAGGGUGUUGUGCUGCUAUGCCUGCUCCACUUCCUCAUCAUGAUGAUCCUGUACUUUGACGUCUACUCGCAGCGCUUCGACAUCUUCAGCCGUUUCAACAAUGGCCGCAACGGAUCCAGGAAUAAUGCCAGCGGGGCAGGGAGUGGACAUCAUUAUUACUACUACAACCUGUCCAGGCCCAACGCAACAUUAGCCAGCUACCUGGCCACGGGUGAACAGCUGGUGCCAAGUAUGCAACCCGAGAACAAUCAGACGCCUUCGCCCAAACCGCUCCCACCAUGUCCUGAAAACCCACCUGGCCUCGUGGGGCGUUUGUUGAUCGAGUUCAGUUCCCAGAUGACAAUGGAGCGAGUGCAGAAAGAGAACCCCAACGUCACAGAGGGAGGCCGAUACACGCCCCCCGACUGCCGGCCCAGAUGGAAGGUUGCCAUCAUCAUCCCGUUCCGCCACAGAGAAAAUCACCUCAAGUACUGGCUCCACUACCUCCACCCCAUCCUCAGACGGCAGAGGAUUGACUACGGCAUUUACAUCAUCAACCAGUUGGGGGAGGACACCUUCAAUCGUGCCAAGUUGUUGAACGUUGGCUACACGGAGGCCCUGAAGGACGCUGAGUACGACUGCUUCAUCUUCAGCGACGUGGAUCUGAUCCCUAUGGACGACCGCAACCUCUACCAUUGUUACGAUCAACCAAGACACUUCGCCAUCGCCAUGGACAAAUUUGGUUUCAGGCUUCCCUACGCAGGCUACUUCGGAGGAGUUUCAGGCCUCAGUAAAAAACAGUUUCUGAAGAUCAACGGCUUUCCAAAUGAGUACUGGGGCUGGGGAGGGGAGGACGACGACAUCUACAACAGGAUAACUCUGAAUGGGAUGAAGGUGUCCAGGCCAGACGUUCGCAUCGGCCGCUACAGAAUGAUUAAACACGAGAGAGACAAACACAACGAGCCCAACCCGCAGAGAUUCAACAAAAUCCAGAACACGAAGAACACAAUGAAGAAGGACGGCAUCAGCUCCCUGACCUACAGAGUGGUUGACGUCAAGAAGUAUCGUCUGUACACAAACAUCUCUGUGGAGAUUGGCAAGCCACCGCCACGGCCCAUCAAAGGUUAGAGGGAAUGACUGAGCGAAAACUGAACAUGAUUCAGAGUCAUGUACAUUUACCGGUGUGGGCAGAGGGGAGAGGAAGAGAAGCAAAGAAGAAACGAAAGAGAGAUAUUGUACCCCGAACAACUAAGACUGAGGAUUGAUAUUGUAGUGACUCUUUCUCCUCUCUGGUCCCUUCUGUUUGGUCUUUUGAGAUUUCAUCUUGAUAUUAAUCUCUUAUUGGACUCAGGCUCUUUCUAUUUACAUCCUCUUCAAGCAGCCACUGGCAGGUUUCACGCCUGGACCGGUCACUGACUUCCCUACGAGUAUCUCACGGACCAAAAGUUGGAAUAUCGACGUCUGACAGAAGGGAGUCGUUACGUACGCUGGAGGGCAUCCAACAACAUAUUGACAGGAACUAUUAUUGGGGGAUUACAAUUAUAUCAUUGUUUUGGAAAUGUUGCUGAGCUCACACAAGGAUUCCUGGACACUUCAGGCUGAAGCCACGAGGAAAGAAACGAUAAAUGAUAUGGAGACGAUGCAGUUGCCAGUUUGGAAAUUAAGUAUCAGAGAAAGAGAAAGUCUUGCUAAGGCCUGAAUGCCACAGGGCCCAAACUGUACAUUCAAAUAGUAUAUUGACUUGCAGUGGUGGUCCACCGAACUGUAUCGGUUGGUCUGCAUAUCAAAAAGGUCGUACUUUUGUGACAUGCGGCACUUAGAGAGUUUCAUAUCGACGAUUUUGUCAGGGUGUCACUUGUCUGGAUCUCAUUAAUCAAAACCUCUUCCAUCAAUCUAUGAAUGUGUAUCGUGCCUGCAUAUACAGCAGAAGACUCGUGAACACACUGAUGAAACGUCAGCAGCAACGAACAUCUGAGAACUCUCUUUUUGUUCUCCUUUUUUUACACAUGUGAACUACAAUUUUGAAAACGGAAGCGGGCUUAUUGGAGGUUUUACAACAAAAUGGAAUCUAUGAAGAUCUGAAUGUUUUUUUUUUUUUUUUUUUCCUGGAGGUAUUGUUUGCAGGAUAUGAAAUCUGACGGGGAAACUGGAAACAGCAGGCCUGAUUAUACACUGACAGCUCAGUUAGGAUUUUAACCCAAUGUGGCGAAUAAGGAGAUUCUGUUUCCAAUUGUUCGUCGUUCACUCUGCUUCUAUAAAAAGGGUAAUCUGCUCUUUAAAGGUACAAGAUAGCUUGUUUUAUGUUGAACAUUGGGCAUUUGUCACAUUUCAUCCUCAUAUUUUAAUCAGAAAUCAUAAAAAACUGAGCUGUCUAUGGGAUAUGUUUUACAGUUAAAAAGCAUUGUGGAGAUUUAAAAAAAAACUAACUCUUGAAACUUUUACACAGAUAAAGUGAAGAAUAAUGGUCUCAUGGUCUUAUUUCAAGCCUUCAGUGUGAUCCAAUGGUCCUUUUUUAAUGUUCAUUGACUGUAUUGAUACUGUUUAUAUCCCAUUUUUUCCUCUCUGUUAUCUUUUUUGUUCAAACUUUCAGAAAAAAUAUAACCAGAAGUAAUGAAAGACAGUGAUUCUCAUCUGCUGGUGGAUAUUAUGAAUCUUAGCAGUUUGACUGACGUCUUUAAUGUUGCUUCAAAUUUAAUCUUCUCCAGCUGUAUAUCAUCCUUAUAUCGCAAUUUAGUGUAUUUCGUCACACAUUCAGAUCAUAUUAUUAGUUAAAUAAAUCACUGAGAUUGUUUCUAUUGCAAAAAAUUCUAUUUCAAAAGUCUUACUCACUUCCCUUUUAAAAAAGACACUAGUUCACACUUUUGACAGUUUUGUCUCUGAUAUCUGACUUAUUUUCACCUGUUUUUAUGUUUCCUCACUGCUCCUGUGAUGCGGUUGCCAUUAACACCUAAACACCGAACUGAUGCCUUGAGAAAUAUUCUGUAUUAAAGCUCAUUCUUGAAGAAAAUGCGUGGUUUAAGAUGGGUAAAAGGCCGAACUUCAGGUUUGUUCCAUGUUCCUUUUUCAAUAUUUCCACCUUAUCUUUAACAUUUUUCACAUAAAGGUCUGGAUGAAAAUUGUGCAACUGUUAAUACUGAAUUACACAACCAUGUUGGGCCUUUUAUUUUGGUGAAAACAGUCUCUGCCUUUUGAUCAGCCUCGAGGCAAAAAUGUUCCCAUCUGUUGGGGUGUUUGCCUCGGGCCUGUUGGAAGGCUUGCUCCUCCUCUCUGAACACACUCCCACACACACACACAAACACACACAUUCACACCUUUGACCUUUUUUUAAGCAUGAUCUGCCUUUUCACUGCCUUUUCUUUCUUACUCUGCCAGUUUGGGCCGUGCGUGUCAGUGGCUCACUGUUGUGCUUUGUGGUGGCCACUUCAGGCACAGCUGUGCCUCACAAGAGUGCUCCGUCUUUCAAAAGAUAUCAACAGGGGCUCUCAUGGUGCGUUUGGAUCUCUGUAUCUUAAUUUUCUCCAAUCUCUGCUCCUCGACAUCCCCAUUUGUGCAUCCCUCUGUCUCCUUCCUUUUCUUAACCUCUCUCAUCUCCUCUUUUAUUUUCCUUUUCACCCACUCUCUCGUCUGUGUUUUGAGUCGGUUUUGACCGACUACACGUGGUGAAGUCAAUGCAGUUCCCUACUCAAACUGUUUACGGCUGUGCAAUAUUACAGAUUUAUUCACCUCUACUGCAUGUGCUGCUUUAAAGUCUUUGUUGAAGAAAUGAGAUCAUAACAUUUUUAAAGGCUUGUAUGUUUUGAGUUGUAAUUCACUUACAACUGAAAAUUAUAUUUCUUCAAAUCCACCUGAUUCAUUAGAAAUGUUCACAACAGAAUGCACUGCAAUACAAAUUGUUGUAUCAAAGGGGCACUCUAUAUAUAAUCUUUUACUUUGAUGAAUUUAGGUUGUUUUUAAGAGUGAUUGAUUUAAUGUAGGAGAGGAUAUAUAAAAUUGAAACAUGAAUUCUGGCAAAGAAGGUCUAAUGCUCUAGUCUAGGUCUAAUGCUGCUCAGAAACAUUUUCAUCACCUGUCGCUUACAGUACAUGAUUUCACUUGAAACUAAACUAAAGAAUAAAACUGGUGGAGUGUCCCUUUUAAAACGAGAUGAGUUCCAGCGUAAUCAAAGCUGCCCUUUUUAUAACAUCAGUCCUGAGCUGAGUACAUGGGAUGGAGUGAAGCUAUAACUGGAGAGAAAUAACCACCGCAGUGUGUAAACAGUAACAUGACUUCAAGAGGAUCAGCAACAGAUGCAUUCAUCAAAAAGUGUAUUUAUAAAAAAUGUGGCCUCUAAUUGCAAAUCAAACAGCCAAGAGAAGUGCUUGAUGUUUCUCAUUGGACUUCUGAAGCUGCUCCAGCUGUCAAGCACACCUCAUAUCAUUAAAGUCCUAUUAACAUUCAGAUACAGUUUUGUUCAUCUGCUGACAGUGGACAGGAUCUUUAGUAAACCUGUAGGUAUUUUUAGAACUUUACUGUAUCUAUAGCUGUUUUGGUUUUUUUUCUUUUUGUACAUUGAAUGUUGAAAAUGUUAUAUCUUAUAUAGAAUGCGUUAUGUCAUA